UUUGAAGCAAUUUUACCAGUGAGGACUGUAAACUCUCAAACCAGGAAACAUGGGUUUGGAAGUUGUUCCUCCAAAUGCCCUUGUCCUGAAGUUCCCAGAGUCUCCUCUGGUCCUUCUGCAGCACGGCGUGGAGCCAGAAGAUUGGACUAAAUCGAGUUAGGGCAAAUGGCCACUGUGCAGAGGCAGAAAUAAAGGGGUCUUAUUCAGUCGCCAGGAGCAUCCUGUCUUCUAUCAGGCAGAUCUGGAGACAUGCCAGCACCCGCCCUGCUGGUGAAAAGGCAGCAUCUCAGCACACGGAGUUGACAAGUGCGCCUCCCCCUCCAAACGCUGUUUGACAUACCCGUCGUUAUAAGCUGCAGCCUCUGGCUGUUUCUUUUUUUUAAAAAAGGCAAGCUCAAAACCACACAUCUCACAUUCUGCACAGCGACCGUGCAGGCGGUACGACAGGAACCUGCAGCGCCAGCGGAAUCUCUGCCUAUCUCUGAAUCGCUCUGGAGACGAGCGGUUUGCGCGUAAACGGCACUGGGCAUUACCGCCGAGGAAAUACUCCAAUUCUUGGAUUGUAUCUUCAUACACUCAAAGGACAGCACCGAGGGAGAGCAGCAGCUGCAGCGCUGACUCUAUCCUCAGAUGCGCUAACAUUUAUUGGGACUUGAGCGCAUGAACGCACCUGUGGACGCACCAGCCACAAACGCGCCCUAAUGAUUGCACCCGAAUCUUUGGAAGAGAAAUCAAUCAGAUUCAGUUGAUACACGCUUCGGGGGGGUUUUAUUUUUGUAUUUUGUUAUUUUAGGUCAAAGGCGGCACGUUUCUAAUUUAUUAUUCCAGUUGGGAUUUUUUUUUCCAGACAUGCUGCUUAGCGUUUCCAUCCUGGUGCUUCCCCUGCUGAGCAUCAUCACCGGCGGCGGCUCCUCGUAUGUACCGUGUGAGCCGUGCGACCAGAAGGCUCUGUCCAUGUGUCCGCCGGUGCCCGUCGGCUGCCAACUGGUGAAGGAGCCGGGCUGCGGCUGUUGCCUUACGUGCGCGCUCGAAGAGGGCCAGGCUUGCGGCGUGUACACCGGGCCGUGCACGCGAGGGCUCCGCUGUCUGCCCAAGAACGGCGAGGAGAAGCCGCUGCAUGCACUCCUGCACGGCCGAGGAGUGUGCAGGAACGAGAAGUUGUACAAACUGAUGCACCCAACCAGAGGAGGUCCAGAUGGUGCCCUGCUUCCUGUACCUGAAUCUGUGGUGCCCCAGACUAAAGUGCCCAUAUUUGGAAGGGACCCCAUCAGCAGUCGGAAGGCUCAGGCCAUGAAGCAGGCUAAGGAUCGCAAAAAGCAGGUGGCCAGACUGGGUUCAUCCCCUAACUUGGAGUUCCCCCCUCUCAGUGUGGACAAACUGGACCCUGAGUUUGGACCGUGCAGAAGAAGACUUGAUAAUCUUAUUCAGAGCAUGAAAGACAGCUCUCGGGUAUUGGCUCUGUCCUUGUACAUUCCAAAUUGUGACAAGAAGGGUUUCUUCAAGCGCAAACAGUGUAAACCUUCCCGUGGUCGUAAAAGGGGAAUCUGCUGGUGCGUCGAUCGGUUCGGGGUCAAAAUCCCAGGCAUUAACUACACAGGCGGAGACCUGCAGUGCAAAGAUCUGGACAGCAGCAGCAACAUCAACGAAUGAGACUGACAGCUGCGGUGGUUGAGUCACUGAGCCCCCCAGGCCCCAUCUGCUCCAAACCUGCCAAUCAAAGCUCCGGUACACUUUAUGACUGCCAGUCAGGAGAAGACAGCACAAUGCUAUGGUCAGGUGUGAUGGACUGUAUUAUUAUUUUUAUUCUUCUUUUCAUGGGGAGUCAAAGUGAAAAGCUUACUUAGAUAAAGGUCUCCUCACUGUCUGUGUACCAUUGUUCGAGGUUAGCUAACGCCUCCUCUCUUCAUAUCCAUAUAGAAAUAGAGAAGUCUAUAUAUUUGUAUGAUGUAUGAUAUUAAUUACGUGUUGUGAAUACGAGACAAAACAUUUUCAUAAUGUGGCAUUAUUAUUUUUUUUUUUUUGCUGUUGUUUUUCUGAUUGGAGCAAAACUGGGACAAGUUGGAGACACAGUCGGUGAGUAGGUGCUUUUUUGAAUGGCCAAUUUGAGAAGAGAAGCUGGUUGUAUGACAUUUGAAGCUCAACUAUCUUAGUAUAUUAACUACGCAGCACUGUUAAUACUUACAUGCACAGUUAAGUUACACUAACAGCCAGACUGGGCAGUGCUUGCCUCAGUAUAAAAGAAUGGGAGGGGGACGAUUUUGCUACAAAAGAAGCAGUUAGAUUCCUUUCAGCCAGUUAAUGCCAGGCUAUUUUCAGUUGACCCGUUAGCUGUUAGCAAUUUAAUUACUCUGUCUAUUUAGUGCAUGCUAUGACGUUGACUCUGUCCUUUAUGGUUAUGGUGUUAUGGUGUUAUUUAAGAGUAAACACUGAUACCGUGCUAGCAUGCUCAAUUGAAAGGGUGGUCUUUGUUGUCAAAGGUCUAGGAGGUGAUUGUGGGUCAUUAGCAGUGCUCCUAAAAAGUCCCAAAGGGUCAAGUUCAACACGUGCAACUUUAGCAGUGCUAUUAUUUGCUUAAAAUAACAUUUGUUAGGUGUAAAUUGCACUGCGUCCAUUUUUCUUUUUACCACCGUGAGCCAAAUCAGGUACCACAGAGCCAACUGAAGCAUAAGGGAAUAGUUUAAAUCCUAAGAAAAUUCCGGCUCAUUCAAGGUAGACUUUUUUGAGUUUAGCAUUAGCACGGUGGAAUUGAAAUCCUGCAGCUAGCACAUCCACAAACCAUUGUUUUGUAAUAUUGGGCUGAUUCUCCCAGGGAUGUUGUGUGUGUUUUUGUAAGUAACAUGUGGAUUUAAGGAGAAUAAGUGAGAAAAUAAGAAGAAACAAAAUGCAUAAAAAAAGUGCAGCGUGGUUGUACUACUCUCACAUGAUCCACCUGUCAAUGCUGAGCAGCGGACAAUCACUUUGACCCACUUUUUGUCUAUUUUCUCUCUCUUCCUGACCAAAAGCUUUUGAUAAAUAAGUCAGGAUUAU
Messenger RNA from Cynoglossus semilaevis (tongue sole), 3027 nucleotides. It is a transcript of the gene igfbp5a, whose product is annotated as insulin-like growth factor binding protein 5a. Gene Ontology annotation, molecular function: insulin-like growth factor II binding; fibronectin binding; insulin-like growth factor I binding. The transcript has 4 exons. The record is from RefSeq and is a predicted model, not a curated record. Gene Ontology annotation, biological process: regulation of insulin-like growth factor receptor signaling pathway. Gene Ontology annotation, cellular component: extracellular region. Lineage: Eukaryota; Metazoa; Chordata; Actinopteri; Pleuronectiformes; Cynoglossidae. Bases 850 to 1650 code for a protein of 266 amino acids.